Molecule: messenger RNA, 1506 nt
Organism: Thamnophis sirtalis
Lineage: Eukaryota; Metazoa; Chordata; Lepidosauria; Squamata; Natricidae
Source: RefSeq, a predicted model, not a curated record
GGUCCAUGGUCACAAUAGGUAUGUAAACGGGGGUCCUCUAUUGUUUUCUUCUAGGUGGGCCAUGGCAGAAGGCUAUGGUGCUUGCUUAAUAAACAGACCACAACUGAUACAAGAGAUGGUGAGAUCAGUAAGAAAUCAAGUGAAAAAACCCACAUUUUCAGUAUCUAUUAAGAUACGGAUCCAUGGGGAUCUAAAGAGAACUGUAGACCUGUGCCAAAAGGCAGAGUCAGCUGGCGUAUCCUGGAUCAGUGUCCAUGGGAGAAGCGUAGAAGAAAGGCAUCAGCCGGUGCACUACGAUGCAAUUAAGACAAUUAAAGACACCGUCUCGGUACCGGUAGUAGCUAACGGCGAUGUGAAAUCCCUGAAAGAUGUGGAGGCCAUUCAUCAAAGAACGGGAGUUGAUGGAGUCAUGGUUGCGAGAGGGCUUUUAGCCAAUCCAGCUUUAUUUGCAGGAUAUGAAGAGACCCCUCUGCAGUGUGUCCAGGAUUGGGUGGACAUAGCCCUUGACCAGGGUGUCCCUUUCACCUGCUUUCAUCAUCAUUUAAUGUACAUGCUCGAGAGGGUGACUUCGAAGCAAGAGAAGAAGAUUUUUAACGUUUUAUCAAGUACGUCUGCCGUUCUGGACUACCUUAGAGAUAAUUAUGGAAUUCGGUAGCCUCCUAGAUCUAUUUAACCACGAGAAGACCAAGCUUAUUAUCUUAAGUUGUGGGCGUCUACGGUGGCUUUUCCUACUCAAGGAUUUCAGUGUGUGCAUUUAUACGAAGUUGGCAUUUUCUUAUGAGCAAAUUGUGAAGAAAAGCAGCGAGCAUCGAUAGGGUUAUUCAGCCUUCAUCGGCGGCUGAUAGGUGCAAACUGUGAACCAUAAUCUCAAGUUGAUGUUGGGGUUCCAAGUAAUCGAUCCAUAUCAAGCAAAACUCCAAGGCAGGUGGGUUCCUCAAAAGAAUAGCUUUAUUGGCAAUAUCAUAUUGGCGCAUAUCUGGAGAAAACAGACUCUGAAAAGUCCCACGGUUUUUCACCUAAUUAAAAGUUUUUCCCUCAACCCCAAACAAUCGGUCACAUGGUCCAAUCAAGGCGCUGUCUGGUGGUCUGGUCAAAUCACUCCUCCUUCCUUUGACCAGGUGUGCGAAUGACCUUGGUUCCCAAGAGAAAGUAUUUUGUUUUGACUACACAGCCCCAGAUAUCUCUAAUCCCCUAUCCCUCAGCUCCAGUGUGGCAGCACUGAAGCUGCAAGGUGGUUUCGUCCAGACCAGCUUCGAGGUUGACCGUUGGUUUGUUUGGACCAAACGCGGCUAUAGAUAUGGCUAUAAUAUACAAAGAUACUGAUGACAAUCACAUAUACGGGUGAUCCUUGAUGUGCAACCACAAUUGAGCUCAGUAAUUUAUGUUGCCCUAUGAGUCGGCCCUGGAGGAUGUGGAGGACCCUGGACAGGGUUCCGACUCCGAGCAGGGCGCAGAGAAACUGGUUAGCCACCAGUUAGGGAGGAGACAAGGGAGAGUGAGCCGGAA